Molecule: messenger RNA, 843 nt
Organism: Necator americanus (New World hookworm)
Lineage: Eukaryota; Metazoa; Nematoda; Chromadorea; Rhabditida; Ancylostomatidae
Exons: 2
Coding region: 1-843 (280 amino acids)
Biological process (GO): DNA integration
Molecular function (GO): nucleic acid binding
Source: RefSeq, a predicted model, not a curated record
AUGUACCUUGAGGUAGUCGAUGCGUAUUCGAAGUGGCCAGAAGUCUUUGAGAUGUCGUCGUCGUCAACCACUGCAACGUUGAGAGAACUCAGAAUGCUGUUCGCACGAUUCGGAAAUCCCAGGGUGAUCGUGUCAGACAAUGGUACGCAGUUUACAGCGAAGGAGUUCCAGGAAUUCUGCGACAUGCAAGGAAUUGAGCACGUUUGCUCGCCGCCGUUCCAUCAACAGACGGUAGGAGGGGUGUCGGAGGAACUUGCGGAAUUUUUGCAGUGGUAUAGAAGAACACCAUGUGCGCCAACGCCAGGACAUCUUUCUCCAGCGGAGGUGUUCCUAGGACGCCAGUUGAGGACGUCAUUGACGCUGCUGAAAGAAUCAGCUAAAGAAGGAACGCGAAGUGUGGAAAUUGAAGAACAGUUUAAUCGUCAUCAUGGAGCACAGAAGAGAUCGUACCACCAGGAAGAACUCGUGUGGGCGCGUGACUACCGUCCGGGACAUGAGAAAUGGACCUCUGCUCGUGUGAAGAAUCGCUAUGGACGAGCCGUGUACGACGUGCUAACGGAAGAGGAUGAUUUGUGGAAAAGACACGAUGGAAACCAGAUGCGUGGAGAAAAGCACCGGAGAAUUAGCUGCGAGAAGACUAAAGCUUCCAAGAUGCCGUUCAACCAGGAUGAGCGACGGUACCAUGGUAUGGCAAGGACGAUCGCCGACGUCAACAACAAUGUCAAGGAUCGAGCACCAACUAUCAUGCCGCCGACAACGACUAGACCAGCUCGACAACGCCGACCGCCUCGUCGAUUGCAACCUGAUCCGAAGAUGAAGACGUACGCGAUGCGUUCAUCUUAA